GCCGCUGCGCCCUGACCCGCCCAGUCCCGCCUCCCUGGAAGCGGCAACUGUUUCCGGUGCGGAGCGAACUGCUUCCGGGCGACGCGGGCCCGCCCGCCCGCCCGCCGCGCGCUCCGCGGCGGCAUGAACCUCUGUGGCGGCGUAGCGCGAGGUGCCUGGUCGGUGGCGCGUGUGGGCGGGCGCUCCCCGGCGCGCUCUGCCCUUCGCCGGGACGGUGACGGCCGCACGCCUAGGGGCUGCGCGGCUGGUUUGAAAUCUAGGGCCGACGAGAAGGCGGUUGAAGCCGGGCGGCCGUGGCGCACGCCUUUAAUCCCCGCACUCUGGAGGCAGAGGCAGGCGGAUCUCUGUGAGUUUGGGGCCAGCCUGGCCUACAAAGCGAGUCGAGGAUAGCCAGGGCUGCACGGGGAAAUGCUGCCUCAGAAAACCAAAUAAAGAAAUAAAUGAAAGCGGUUCCGUGCGACCCCGAAGCAACGCCCCGCCCUGCUGGAACGGGCUGGCUCCCAGAGGCUGCGGCGGAAGGGAAGGAAGCCGCGGAGAGUACAGCGGCAAUGUUCGUGCGUUCUGCCUUCCUGGGGCCGUGCUAGGCGUGAGCUAACCUUAACGAGACCGCAGGAGUAAAUGGUUUACGCCAUUUUUUGCUGAAGGAGUGCUGCAGCAGAAUCAGAUUCCCUUAGACAGAACUUUAAUAGAACUUUGCCUCAGGCCUCCUUGGAAUCAGGUCAUUAACAUAAUGACGCUCCUUCGAUGCUUACUAUAUUUACUAACUAGUAAUAAUUAGUCUAGAUCUUUAUUGGUGUUUUCAUAUUCAGAUAAAAUACUAUAAAGAUUUAUUAAUUUUACCACAGUCAUUUUCCCCUUAUCAGUCUCAUUUACUUUAGCUAGCUUCAAACACUUUUUUAUUAUUACUAUUUAUUUAUUUAUUUAUUUAUUUUUGUUUUGGUUUUUCGAGACAGGUUCUCUGUGUAGCCCUGGCUAUCCUGGAACUCGAUCCAUAGACCAGGCUGGCCUUGAACUCACAGAGAUCUGCUUGCUUCUGCCUCCUGAGUGCCUGGGAUUAAAGCCGGGCACUACCACACUAAGCUCAAAAACUUUUUUUUUUUUAGACUAGGGCUCUCUCUGUAGACUUGUUGGCCUCGAACAAAGUGAUUGGCCUGCCCUUGCCUCCCCAGUGCUGAGAUUAAAGGCAUGCACCACCAUGGCCAACUUCAUUCAUCUUUUGAAAUAAUUAUUUUUACCACAUGUAGUGUCACUAUACAGUGAAAAGUUAUCUGGAGGGGGAAAUUUAAAUAAUUGCUGUAAUAUUUAACAGUUUCUAUUAUUAUUAUUAUUAUUGAGACAGUUUCUGUAGCCCUGGCUGUUCUGGAACUUGCUCUGUAACCAAGCUAGCCUCCAAACCACAGAUCUACCUGCCACUGCCUCUUUAGUGCUGGGAUAUUAAGGAUAUUGCCACCAUUUUGUAGCUUCAAUUUUUUAAAAAAGCCUUCAGAGACUGGCCAUUAGUGGCACACACCUUUAAUCCCAGCACUUGAGAGGCAGGUGAUCUCUGAGCUCCAGGUCAGUCUGGUCUACAGAGCAUGUUCCAGAAUACAAACAAACAAAAAAUGAAGUUUUUAUUUUUAUCAACUCUUCCUCCCCCCCCCCACCCCGACCUUUUUUUUUCUUCUCUUCAUAGCCUUGGCUGUCCUGGACUCACUUUGUAGACCAGACUGGCCUUGAACUUACAGCUAUCUUCCUGCCUCUGAAUCCCUGAGUGCUGGGAUCAAAGUGCAUGCUAUCACACUUGACUCAAAAAAAUUUUUUUUCAAUUUGUUUUAUUAACUACUUUGUAUGUAUGCCAGUGAACCAGGUGUGUGCCUGGUGCAGAUGGAGGCUUGGAAUGGAGGGUAUCAGAUCCCCUGGAAUGGAAAUUACAGAUGACUGUGAACCCUCAUGUGGGUGCUGGGAAUUGAACCUGGGUCCUCUGAAAGAACAUAAUCACUGAGCUAUCUCUCCUGCCCUCCAUUAAAAAAAAAAAAAAGAUUCAUUUUUGUCUUUAAUUAUAUGUUGUGUAUGUGUCUGAAUGUGGAUUUGUACACAAAAGGAAGCACCCUGAAGGCCAGAAGCCACAGAUGGCCCUGGGCCAACACUGAUGGUGGUUAUGAACCCCUGGAUAUGGGUGUUUGGAACCAUGUACAGUAGCAGUGCUGUCUGAAUUGCUGAGCCAUCUCUUCAGCCCUGAGAUCUUCCUCUUACCUUAAAUACUUAACUUUUUUCACUUUAUCUGUAUGUUUGUUUGCCUGCUUGCAUGUGUGUGUACCACAUGCGUGCCUGAGAACCGAUCCCCUGUCCUGCAAAAGCAGCCAGUGCUCUUAACCACUGAGCCAUCUCUCCAGCCCCAGCCCUUCAAUUCUAGCCUUUUUUCUCUCUUUCCAUUUUUCUUUUUUUUUUAUUCUGAGAUGAGGCUUCUCUGUGUAGCCCUGGCUGUUCAUGAACUUACUGUGGAGGCCAGGCUGGCCUCGAACUCCGCAGCCCCUGCCUCUGCCUCCAGAGAGCUGGGGUUAAAGCUGUCCCCACCAAGCCCGGCCCCAACGUCCCCAGUUCAUUUACCUUACAAGAAAGCCCUCAGUUUCUCUCAUUGAUACCAAACUCCACUCACCAUUAAGUUGUUGACCUUAUAUUGUAGACCCUCCUUAAUCUGUUCACCAGUAAAUUCCCAUUGUGUUUUAUCUCCGUCGUUAAACUCUCGUUCCAUUGGGAUAGAAAAACACCUCCAAAGCCAUGACUCAAGGUAUCUUUCCUAUUUGUCAAUCAACCAUCUCUUCAUACAGCUUUGCCUAAGACUGCUUCACUGGUCUCUUCGUGUCUUUUUUUUAGCACCUUAUAGUUAAUAUUAUUAUUAUUUAUUUUUAGUUUCUUCACAAAAAACCCUGUGGUGUCCUUGAUUUAGGACACUUGCAGCAGCAUAAUAGUAUCUCACUUGUUUUUCAUUUGGAAGGGAAGGAUUUUAAAACUUGCCUUUAAUAGGCUUCAUACCUAAUUGCUGAUGAAUUCCAUGCUACAUGAGAAAGAUACAAGAGUGGGAGAGAAAUAUUAAAUUAGUUCAGCUGGCAAGGCUUGGUAAAUGGCUCCCAGAAAAGUUGUACUUUUCUUUUUGUAAAAUAAAAGGGUUUUAAGGCUUUCAUAGUUUGACAACAACAAAGUAGGAAGGUCUGAACUUCCUGAGUAAACACAUCUAAAUAUGAUUUGUAAGAAAAGAGAUGAAAUAAUAAUGACGGGAGCCACGGUGAGAUUGAUUCGGAAGGUAUUCUGGAUGUUAGUAAAUAUGCGUAAUGAGAGAUGUCUGCGUCCAGUCAGUUUUUCUGAUGAAGCAUAGCUUAGAUGAGAAAAGAACAAAAGUCAAAACCAGAGUGUGGCCCUGAGAAGACUGCCGAUGUUUGCUCGCACAGGCCAGCUGCAGUUCAGUGGCUUACUAUGGCCCAGACCAUUCAGGAAAAUAUUUGGGAACAGAAGACGGGUUUUUUGUUUUGUUUUUGAGGUAUGGUCUUACUCUGUAGCCAGGUUGAACUUGAAUUCUCAGCAAUCUUCUUGCCUCAGCAUGUGAGUUCUGGAAUUACAGGUAUGAGCCGCGAUGCCUAGCUGACAGUGGCAUCUUGAGAAAUGUCUAAGUUGAUCUGCAUGCACGCGUGGUGCAAGUGCUGGAGCUGGCAGAGCACGCCUCAUCCUAGCUCCCCGGGUGGGAGGCCUCGGCCAGUGUGGAGGCCCAGCAGGGAAAGGCUCUCGCCACCAGGCCUGGCUACCUAAGUAAAGUCCCCAGGAACCACAUAGUAGGAGAAGACUGAACCUUCAUAUGCUUUCCACAAACACAAUGAAUGUAGCAUAUAAUUUUUAAAAUUAAAAUUUAAGAUCAGCAUGGGCUACAGAGUUAAUUCAAGCCCAAUCUGGGUAAUUUAGCAAGAACUCUCUAAAAAUAAAAGUAAAAGGGAAUGGGGCUGGAUAUAUAGCUCAGUGGUAGAGAGCUUGUGUAGCAUAUGUGAGGCCAUGUGUUCAAUCAUAAAUACUGUACAGAAGAGAAGGAGGGAAAGAGAAGAGAAAAGCAACUACUUCAGAACCCAGGCUUCUCCUUCCAUCAAACAAACACCUCAGUUCAUUCUGUUCAAGUCUUGCAAGAACUCAACAGAGGACUAAUUUUACAAUGUUUCCAACAAGGACUCAACAUAGGAAGUUUUUGUACAGAGCUUAAACUAUGUAUUUAUCACUUAAAAAAAUACAGAACCUAUCAAACGAUGCUAUGAAGUUUAUGAAUACAUCAACACCACAAACUUAUGUAACACUUGACUAGGUGUGGGGACUCCACAUUCAUGGUUGCCAUUACCUCAGAGGUAGGAUAGAGGACGAGUCAGACAUGGGAGGAACAAAGGGCAACUCAACUUUAUUUCUGGCGCUUUUUCCUUUAUUUCAGGUCAUCUGGGCCAAGCACAGCCAUGCACACCUGUGAUCCAGCACCUCCCCCGCAGUCCAAGCUGCCCACAGACACACACUUCUUGGGUAGGAAGCAGCCUCUACUCUCUCUUCAAACUUCCUGAGUUGGCUAUGAAACCCCAAAGCCUGUCAGACUCCUUGGGAAAAAGAAAAGAAAAGAAAAGAAAAGAAAAGAAAAACAAAACAAAAACAACAAAAAACCACAAAAACAAUAGUAAGGGAAACUGUUAUACUUUUCCAAAUACCUUCUGAAGUAUCAAAUGCUAGAAAAGUUAUGGCCAGAUGAGGAGCUGGUAGUUACAGGCUUAAAACUGUCUCAGGAAGAGAGGAGUCAACAGUUACAGGGGGAACACUGGAGCUUGGGUCCAGCGGCUGGUCAGUGCCUCAGUGCUCGAAGCCUUCUGUCUCCUUUAGCGCCCCUGCUCCCCAGUCUUUCAACUCCCUCCCCCUUCUACUAUCACAGCCUAUAGAAUGCCUGGUUCUUUACAUAGAGGAAGCAUUCUUAAACGUUCUAGUCAAUGAUUGUGUCACAAUGGGUCUAUUAAUAGAAUCAUCAAGGCUUGAACAUUAGAAGGCCUAAGCUGACCCAGUAGACUUAGCCACAACCUCAGGACUAGACUUACAGCUUCCCGGUAGACACAAACUAGCAUUUGCCUAUAUUCUGCGAAAAACAGAAGAAAUUUAAAAAAAAAAAAAUCACCCAAAUUUUCAAAAUGACUGCCAAAAGGAGAAAUGGACCUGAUUUAAAGGAAAAUACCAUCUUGAAAGCCUCUGAGAGUAGCCGUGACAAAUCAGCCAAAGACCAAAUUGACCUCCCGUUUUCGGUACAAGAAGUCAUCUCUAAGAUUGAGAAAGCACAGAUCCUUCGGGCCAAAGAGGAAGUCCUCGCACGACUGAUUGAAAUCAUGAACAACGUGGAGCUGAUAAUGACUCGCUACAAUAUCGACAGCACGUCCCCUGCGAGGAAGCUUUCACUCAAAGAAAACCAGAAAAAGAAGAGAAAGUUUUUGUUGGAGAGAAUGGCCAUGUCUAUGAAGUCUAUGGACAUUAGAGAAAAAACACUUAGCAGUCUUCAGUCCUGGCUAGAAGAAUGGAAUUUCAUUUUGUCUGAGGUGCCCGCCGUUGACAUGGAUGAGGUUCGCCAUGCAGUUGCACGAAUGGAAGUAAUGCAGGAAACGCUGAAAAUAAUUGAGCACAAUGUCAACCGCCUGCUUCGAAUCACCAUAGCACUCCUUGAAGAAAGGAAGAGACAAAGGAAAAAAAUAAUGACUAGAGGCACUCUGUGGAGAGCUUGGAAGGAUCGAGCUAUAAAGCGGCCUGCCACAGCCCAUGCCUUAAGACCUGAUCAGAUGAUUGCUGAUCACUAUGCCUUAAACUCAAAGGUUUCAGAGAUUCAAGACAUGCUGCAGGAGCUCAUCGGCACAGCCAUGCUCAGCAAGUUGGAAAACACUGCCCUCAAGUACAUAUCAGGCACAAUGCUAAACCUUUCUAAGGCCUUGAACACAGUCAACGAUGAACUAAAACUUGUGAGCUCUCAUGUUCCCAGGUCGGCUACGAGCCUGACCAGAGAAAAGGACAAGGAGAUCUCCCAUAAGAUCAUCAAAGAACUCUGUGAGGAGAAUGAGAAGUUUAAGCAGAGGCUCAAAGAAACCGAAGAAAAAUGUGAGCAGUUGACUCGAAUCAAAAGUUUUCUAGGACGCCAACUAUCCGCCUCAGCUGUAUCUGUCUCAGCUGCAUCCGCCUCAGAUAUGUCCUUGAGAAUGCGAGGUUUGCAGUCUCCCCAGUUAACUGUAAGCAGAGAGGUUGACAUUGAGAUUGAUAGUCUUAUAAACAAAGAGCUUGAAAAAGUGAUAGAUGACUCCCAAAAGAAGGGAGGUAAGGGCACUGCGGUAAAGUGGGACACAUCUGUGACAUAUGUAGCCCAAAGUGACGUGGAUGUGGAGUCUGAUGACAGUCUUGUAAACAUAGAGCUUGAAAAGAUGACAGAUUACUUUCCAAAGAAAAGGGUGAAGCGUACUGCAGUAAAGAGGGACAGAUCUGUGACGUAUGUAGAUGAAGGGGCUGCCAGAGCCAGAGAAAAGGCUGAGGACAAAGCUGAGACUCUGCAGGACCAGGCAAAGCUCAAAGGCCUGCCACCAGUUCCAACAGCUGAGACCUUGGACACAAAUCUGGAGAAGGAGGAAAAGAGUGCUGUGGAGAUCAAAUCCAGUCCAUACUUUGAUCUACAAACACUGGAAAAGAAAAAAAAAGACGAGAUGCUAAAAGGCCAAGAUGUCACAGGUGAACCGAGUGGCAAGGAGCAACACAAGAAGGGCAAAACUGAGCUCUUACUUGCAAGAACCUUAGUUUCACCAGGCAUUCAAGUACCAUCCACUGGUAGGCCAACAGACAAAGAAGGCAGGAGUGAAGCAGAACUACCCAAGAAAAUCCAGCCUGAGAGUACCCCAGAGCUACACAAAAUGGACAAAAAAGGGAAAAAAUCAGGAAAAACUCAACAAACAGUAGGCCCCAUAAAAAAACCUGAUCAAUUACAACCCAGGACCCCUCAACAGACUUCAGAGAGUCCCAGAGAAAGUCAAAAAAGUAACCUAGAUGCAUUUCAAAGAGGCAUAUUGUCUUUCCUAACAGAGAAAAUGAAUAACAUAGGAAAGGCUUUUGACCCAAAAAGCAUACAGAAGGAGGAGGAAUCACUGGGAAGAGAAGUUGAAAAGUUAUACACCAUAAAUGCAAAAAUGGAGGAAUAUUUCCAAAAAGUGGCUGAAGUUGCGACUAAAACUGUGAGGAUAUACAAAGAUGCAAGAAAGGAACUAUUUACAGAGAAACUCAGCAAAGAACAGAAGCUAUCUCCAGCUGGACAACUGUCUUCUAAGGAGGCAACAAUCAGCAACUUUAUCUUAAGUGAGCUCACAGACCCAGGGAUUAGGAAACUAGUACAAAUGCUCAUAGAUGAAUUAGAAAGUGAAAGAGACAUUGAAACAGACAAAACAGCAAGCAAAGAUUACAGGUACAAAGGAGAAGAGCAACAAAAGCAAGAAGAGGAGGACUGGAAGAAAGACCAAAGACUUCAAAAGCAAAGGGAAAGGGAGAGAUACUACAGGGACAAAGAAGAAGAGCAACAGAGGCAGGAAGAGGAGGACUGGAAGGAAGAUCAAAGACUUCAAAAGCAGAGGAGAAGGGAGAGAUACUACAAGGACAAAGGAGAAGAGCAACAGAGGCAGGAAGAGGAGGACUGGAAGGAAGAUCAAAGACUUCAAAAGCAGAGGAGAAGGGAGAGAUACUACAAGGACAAAGGAGAAGAGCAACAGAGGCAGGAAGAGGAGGACUGGGAGGAAGACCAAAGACUUCAAAAGCAGAGGGAAAUGGAAAGAUACUACAAGGACAGAAGAGAAGAGCAACAAAAGCAGGAAGAGGAGGACUGGAAGGAAGACCAAAGACUUCAAAAGCAGAUAGAAAGGGAGAGAUACUACAAGGACAAAGGAGAAGAGCAACAGAGGCAGGAAGAGGAGGAUGGGAAGGAAGACCAAAGACUUCAAAAGCAGAGGAGAAGGGAGAGAUACUACAAGGACAAAAGAGAAAGACAACAAAGGCAGGAAGAGGAGGAUGGGAAGGAAGACCAAAGACUUCAAAAGCAGAGGAGAAGGGAAAGAUACUACAAGGACAAAAGAGAAAGACAACAAAGGCAGGAAGAGGAAGACGGGAAGGAAAACCAAAGACUUCAAAAGCAAAGGGAAAGAGAGAAAGCAGGGCUGCAGGAAGAUUGGAGACAAGACAUGAGCCAGGUUCAGGACCUAAAGGCAGGGAGAGAUGCCGAAGAGGAUGAAAAGCUGAGGGUGAGCAAACCAAAACAACCAAAGAUUGAGUUGACCCACAAAGACCUAUCAGACAUGUUCAGCCAAAGUGCAGCGGUCUUGGGAACCAUGAAAUCGCAGGUGCAAUUGUUCCCAGUGGAUUCUGACAAAAUGGAAAGCCACCCUGAUGAAAAGCAGGCCCCCCCGGCCUUCCCAAAACCUGUCUCUGAGCAGGCACAGAGAGUAGAAGCUGAGACGUCUCGCUUUCCAACAGUACGCCUCACCCCCGAGCAGGCACAAACUUUGAGUGGUCCUCCUAUUCACAAACAUGCUGUAGAAUUACAGAUGACUUUUACAGCAGAGCAGGAGCAAGGCUUACACACUGAGUCUCUCACGUCAGAAAAACCCCAGGCAAUGCAGAUGCCCUUGACAACUACAGAACAACACAAGAUAUCUGAGGUCACAAUUACCCAGAGGCCAGUUCUACCCCUCGAGCAGGUCCAAGUAAAAGAUGGAAUUCUUACUCCCCAGCAGGCCCUGGAAAAAGGGAUCCCUCCCAUUCCUGAGCAAGAAAAGGGACCAAGAUUCACUCUUACCCCUCAGCAGGCCCAGGCUCUGGGUAUCACUCUCACCCCUGAGCAGACCAAAGCAGAGAGGAUCAGUCUGACCCCUCAGCAGGCCCAGGCCCUAAGCAUCACUCUUACCCCUGAUCAGGCCAAGGCCCAGAAGGUCAGUGUGACCCCUCAGCAGGCCCAGGCCCUGGGCAUCACUCUCACCCCUGAUCAGACCAAAGCAGAGAGGAUCAGUCUGACCCCUCAGCAGGCCCAGGCUCUGGGCAUCACUCUCACCCCUGAUCAGACCAAGGCCCAGAAGGUCAGUCUGACCCCUCAGCAGGCCCAGGCUCUGGGCAUCACUCUCACUCCUGAUCAGACCAAGGCCCAGAAGGUCAGUCUGACCCCUCAGCAGGCCCAGGCCCUGGGCAUCACUCUCACCCCUGAGCAGACCAAAGCAGAGAGGAUCAGUCUGACCCCUCAGCAGGCCCAGGCUCUGGGCAUCACUCUUACCCCUGAUCAGGUCAAGGCCCAGAAGGUCAGUCUGACCCCUCAGCAGGCCCAGGCUCUAGGCAUCACUCUCACCCCUGAUCAGGCCAAGGCCCAGAUGAUCAGUUUGACCCCUCAGCAGGCCCAGGCCCUAGGGCUCACUCUCACCCCUGAGCAAACCAAAGCAGAGAGGAUUAGUCUGACCCCUCAGCAGGCCCAGGCUCUGGGCAUCAUUCUCACUCCUGAGCAAACUAAAGCAGAGAGGAUCAGUCUGACCCCUCAGCAGGCCCAGGCUCUGGGCAUCACUCUCACCCCUGAUCAGGCCAAGGCCCAGAUGAUCAGCCUGACCCCUCAGCAGGCCCAGGCCCUGGGCAUCACUCUCACCCCGGAGCAAACCAAAGCAGAGAGGAUCAGUCUGACCCCUCAGCAGACCCAGGCCCUGGGCAUCACUCUUACCCCUGAUCAGGCCAAGGCCCAGAAGGUCAGUCUGACCCCUCAGCAGGCCCAGGCCCUGGGCAUCACUCUCACCCCUGAUCAGGCCAAGGCCCAGAAGGUCAGUCUGACCCCUCAGCAGGCCCAGGCCCUGGGCAUCACUCUCACCCCGGAGCAAACCAAAGCAGAGAGGAUCAGUCUGACCCCUCAGCAGGCCCAGGCCCUGGGGUUCACUCUCACCCCUGAGCAAACCAAAGCAGAGAGGAUCAGUCUGACCCCUCAGCAGACCCAGGCUCUGGGCAUCACUCUCACCCCUGAUCAGGCCAAGGUCCAGAAGGUCAGUCAGACCCCUCAGCAGGCCCAGGCUCUGGGCAUCACUCUCAUGCCUGAUCAGGCCAAGGCCCAAAUGGUCACUUUGACCCCUCAGCAGGCCCAGGCCUUGGGGCUCAUUCUCACUCCUGAGCAAACCAAAGCAGAGAGGAUCAGUCUGACCCCUCAGCAGACUCAGGCCUUGGGCAUCACUAUCACCACUGAUCAGGCCAAGACCCAGACAGUCAGUUUGAUCCCUCAGCAGGCCCAGGCCCUGGGCAUCACUCUCACUCCUGAGCAAACUGAAGCAGAGAGAAUCAGUCUGACCCCUCAGCAAACCCAGGCUUUAGGCAUCACUAUCACUACUGAUCAGGCCAAGUCCAAGAAGGUCAGGAUGACCCCUCAGCAGGCCCAGGCUCUGGGCAUCACUCUCACCCCUGAUCAGGCCAAGGCCAAGAAGGUCAAGAUGACCCCUCAGCAGGCCCAGGCCCUGGGGCUCACUCCCACUCCUGAGAAAACCAAAGCGGAGAAGAUCAGCCAAGGAGGUCAGUCUGACCCCUCAGCAGGCCCAGGCCCUGGGGUUCACUCUCACCCCUGA
Molecule: messenger RNA, 10625 nt
Organism: Meriones unguiculatus (Mongolian gerbil)
Lineage: Eukaryota; Metazoa; Chordata; Mammalia; Rodentia; Muridae
Gene: Fam186a
Product: family with sequence similarity 186 member A
Exons: 5
Coding region: 5172-10625 (1817 amino acids)
Source: RefSeq, a predicted model, not a curated record